Molecule: messenger RNA, 924 nt
Organism: Olea europaea var. sylvestris
Lineage: Eukaryota; Viridiplantae; Streptophyta; Magnoliopsida; Lamiales; Oleaceae
Exons: 3
Coding region: 141-674 (177 amino acids)
Biological process (GO): chloroplast organization; positive regulation of DNA-templated transcription
Source: RefSeq, a predicted model, not a curated record
ACUAGCCAACCAAAAGGCCACGUCUUCUCUUCACCAUCAGAUAUUGUGAGUGGUUGCAAUUGCCCAUUUAGCCUCAAGUUUUUCUAUGCAUAUAAGGUGUAGAGUAGUGAAUAUUCUUCAAAUAGUUUGUGAAGCAAAAGAUGGGACUGAGGGCUCUUCCCUUGUCAUCUUCACAAACUGGACUUCUUCCUGCUGCAACUUCAGGAAUUUCACAGACAUAUUUUAAAUGCAAUAAUAAUAGCAGGACCUUGAAAUUUGUCAUAUUUUCUGCCAAGAAAGAGAAUGGAAAUGAAGAACCAAAGAAGAAGAAGCAAUCUCUGUUUUCGAGUGUGACGGAAGCUUUAGAUUUUUCACAGGUAAGAUCUGCCAAGGAUGCUGAACUCCUGGAUGAAGCUGCAGAAGCAACGCAAACAGGUGACAGGAUGACAAGGGAACAGUAUGGAGCUCUUAGGAGGAAGAUUGGUGGAACAUACAAAGAUUUCUUCAAAUCAUAUGUAGAAGUGGAUGGACAGUAUGUAGAAGAAGGUUGGGUGGACAAAACCUGCAAAAUUUGCAAGAAAGACACCAGAGGUGAAGCAAGACAAGUGGACAAGUUAGGAAGAUACGUUCAUGUUGCUUGCUUAGAGAAAAAAUCCAAUUCAGGAAAUUUCUUCACACGACUCUUCUCCUCGUAGAAUCUUAAGCACGAUUUUAAGUUUGUUGUUUCUUUUACAUUUUCUAUUGUUAUACAUUUUGCUGAAGUGAACUGAGAUAACUUUGAACCAAAUGUCUCAUAUGUUUCUUUGUAUUUAUUUUUUAAUUUUUAUUUUGAUUUUGAUUUUCCUUCCUUGGAUUCAAGUUCUAGUUUAUAUUGAAGUUCAAUGUAUCAAAAAUCGUACUUCUAUGUGUAUCAAUCUCAUUUGAUUGACCAAUGUGGUCCAAUUC